AUGGAGGGUCUCUACUUCAAUAUCGACUACGGAUACGUCGAGGGUGUGGUUCGUGGCUACAGAAACGGGCUUUUGAACCUGAGCCAGUACGUCAACUUGACCCAGUGUGACUCGCUCCAGGACUUGAAGUUGCAGUUAUCUGCCACCGACUAUGGCAACUUCUUGUCGAACUAUGGCGGGCCUCUUUCGACUUCGGUGAUGCAAGAAAAGCUUUCGGGGAAGUUGUACCAGCAGUUUCAGUACUUGCGUAGUCAGAGUGCUGGCAAGUUGACCAAGUUCUUGGACUUCAUCUGUUACGGGUACAUGAUUGACAAUGUUUCUUUGAUGAUUACCGGUACGCUUCACGAUAGAGACUGCCUGGAGAUCUUGCCUAAAUGUCAUCCUUUGGGCUGGUUCGAAACGUUGCCUACCUUGUCGAUUGCUACUGACAUUGAGUCUUUAUACGAUACAGUGUUGAUUGACACGCCAUUGGCACCUUUCUUCAAGGACUGCUUGACAAUUAACGAUUUGGACGACUUGAACAUUGAAAUCAUCAGAAACAGAUUGUACAGAAACUACAUUGAGGCAUUUGUGGAGUUUGUUAACGAAGAGCUCGAUGGCCCAGACCAGGAGAUCAUGACUAGAUUGUUGAACUUUGAGGCUGACAAGAGAGUUAUCAACAUCGCAUUGAACUCGUUGAACAACCCAGACUUGACCCCUGAGGAUAAGCUUUCGUUGUUCCCAUCUUACGGCCAGUUGUACCCUGUCUACCAUAACCAGCUUUCCACCGCUGAAGACGUUGAGCAGGUGAAGAGUAUCGUGGAGCUGGUUGGCGAAUACAAGGAAUUGUUCGCCGAUGCGCUGAGCGGCGGCAACAAGAACAUCGAGGACUGGUUCUACUGGUUGGAGAUGCAAUACAACAAGAACGCCUUCACCCAGCAGUUCACCUUGUCUACCGUGUGGGCAUGGUUGCGUUCCAAGGAGCAGGAGGUCCGUAACAUCACCUGGAUCGCCGAAUGUAUCGCCCAGAACCAGAAAAACAGAAUCGACAACUACAUCUCUGUCUACUAG
Molecule: messenger RNA, 1050 nt
Organism: Candidozyma haemuli
Lineage: Eukaryota; Fungi; Ascomycota; Pichiomycetes; Serinales; Metschnikowiaceae
Product: H(+)-transporting V0 sector ATPase subunit d
Exons: 1
Coding region: 1-1050 (349 amino acids)
Biological process (GO): proton transmembrane transport; vacuolar acidification; vacuolar transport
Cellular component (GO): fungal-type vacuole membrane; proton-transporting V-type ATPase, V0 domain; vacuolar proton-transporting V-type ATPase complex
Molecular function (GO): proton-transporting ATPase activity, rotational mechanism
Source: RefSeq, a predicted model, not a curated record